AUGCCUAUGCUCCUCACAGGCUCCUGCCACUGCCGCAAGGUCAAGUACACGCUCGAGACCAACACGCCUGUCCCGUACCAGAUGUGCCAGUGCUCGAUCUGCCGCAAGGUCGGCGGCUACAUGGGCAGUGUGAACAUCAUGGGCAACACGCCCACGCUCAAGUUUCUUCGUGGGGACGAGUUGAUCAAGUACGUCUCCUUGGGAUGGGCUGAUGGAAGCAAGUAUAUACCGGUAUUGGAGUUUGGGCCCGACGACAAGCCGCAGAAGAUGGCGACGAGCGAACGCGUCUUCUGUCGCGAGUGUAGCGCCGCGCUGUGGAACUACCAUCCGGAAUAUCCCGAGUGGAUCUACCCGUUCGCCUCGUCGAUCGAGACCGAACUACCCAAGCCCGACGUAAAGUACUUUACAAUCCUCCGGACAAGCUGUCCAGACUACGUUCCCACGCCAGUAGGCUUUGACGUAUAUGACGACUACGGCCCGGCGGCGGGCGGUAGUAUUGAGAGCUGGCACAAGAAGAACGGGUGCUGGGUCGAGUAG
Cutaneotrichosporon cavernicola is the source of this 537-nucleotide messenger RNA. RefSeq lists its product as uncharacterized. Gene Ontology annotation, molecular function: carbon-sulfur lyase activity. Bases 1 to 537 code for a protein of 178 amino acids. The transcript has 2 exons. NCBI's taxonomy places the organism in Eukaryota, Fungi, Basidiomycota, Tremellomycetes, Trichosporonales, Trichosporonaceae. The record is from RefSeq and is a predicted model, not a curated record.